AGAACGCAACGUAACCCUAAUAUUAAAUUUAUUAGUGUUUUUGGUCUAGAUUAGCAUUUGUUUUUGCUUCUAGGUUAAACAUUAUAAAUCUACAAAAAUAAAGAAACUUAAAGUUAAAAUUGUUGAUUACUACUUAAAAAAAAAUAAACGUAAUGUGCAGUAUCGGAGAAGAUGACUUCGGAGAUGACGGUGGCGUCCAUGCCAUGGUCAAGGACAAUGAUUUCAAAGAACCCAGCGAUAGCGCAGAUAUUUCCGAUAUAGAGGAGCAAGAAAUUUCAUUUGAAGAAAUAGGGCUAUUGGAAAACGCGGUUAAAAUUGGAAAAAUAAAAAAAUUUGUGAAACUUAAUUUAAAAAUCAAGAGAAUUCCAAAACAAAAAAGAUGCACAAAGUUAUCCGAAAUCAAAAGUAGUUCUAGCAAACCAUCAACAAAACAUUCAUUGGAAUGCGAUUUUGAUGAAGAUUUGACAGACGAAUCGAAGUCAGAUAUUACUCCGAAACUAUGCAACGGUGACAAUUGUCCUGCUACAGAUCAAAUUUUAAGUGCAAUUGAAGAACUACGUGAACUUGUCAAAAACAACUGUAAUGAAACUCGCGAUCUCCGCAAAGAGUUACUUGGCAUCAAAAAAGAGAUGAAUGACGAUAAUCCAAGUUAUAUCCCAUUUACGAGAGGCCCAUGUCGAAGUUUGGAUGAUUUUAACUUACUUGAAAAUCAAGUUCAAGAAGACGAAUCCUCAAGGGAAGCUGUGGAAGAAGUACUCGAUAAAGUUCCUGAUCCAUCAUUGGAAAAGUAUAUCCGUAAUUGCCUCAGCGCUGUUAUAAGUCUUAAAGUAGCCUCCCAAUGUACUUGGAUUGCAAAAAGAGGAAGCACAUUACAAUCUGUGCAUAACAUGGCCAUUAUGAGAAUUAUGUUUGAUUGCAUCCAGAAAAAAUAUCCAACAACAAGCCUAUCAGUUAUUGAAAAAAACGUAAGGACCUGGUUAGGACAAACGAAGGACCGCUAUCGACGCACAUUGGAGGGUAGAUGUACAAAAUCUGAGACUGAUGAGUCAUUGGAUCAAUUUACAUGAGACCGUAGUAGUAAAAUAUAUUUAUAAUUUUAAGUUGCA
Molecule: messenger RNA, 1106 nt
Organism: Eupeodes corollae
Lineage: Eukaryota; Metazoa; Arthropoda; Insecta; Diptera; Syrphidae
Exons: 5
Coding region: 153-1067 (304 amino acids)
Source: RefSeq, a predicted model, not a curated record